AUGCAAAAGGGGACACCUUGAAGCAGUCGAAAAAGCCACCAAGUGUGACCAAACCAAAUUCUUGAAAUCAAGACGCCGGCUAGCAGUCAAAUUGCAUAGAUAACCUUGUGUUAGAUCAUACAUGAGGAAAUUUUUGGUAUAGUUAGAAAAGAGCAAUUUGAGUAUUCUAGUAACUGAAAAUGGGUAGAAAAGGAGGGCUCUUCAGGUACGCCGAUGGCGUUGACAAGCUGCUCAUGCUGAUCGGAACCUUGGGAAGCAUCGGAGACGGUCUAAUGUCUCCACUCAACAUGUUCAUUCUGAGCGGCGUCAUAGACGAGUACGCCAUUGCUAACCACUCCAUCACAAACGAGGUGGUCGAUAAGUAUUCCCUGAGGCUGCUCUACGUUGCUCUUGGAGUUGGAAUCUCUGCGUUUCUCGAAGGAUUGUGUUGGACGAGAACUGCAGAGAGGCAAACGUCGCGCAUACGGAUGGAGUACCUGAGAUCAGUGCUAAGGCAGGAAGUCGGUUUCUUUGACAACCAAGGCGCUUCGUCCACCACCUUCAAAGUGGUUUCAAGCAUCUCUGCAGAUGCACAUUUGAUCCAAGAUGUCAUAGCUGAGAAGAUACCAAACUGUCUGGUUGAUCUGUCUGCAUUCACAUUCGGCCUGCUCGUCGCCUUCCUUCUCUCGUGGCGCCUAGCAUUGGCUUCUCUCCCGUGCGCAAUAUGUUUUAUUGCCCCCGGAGUGGGAUUCGGGAAGCUGAUGAUGGACCUGGGAGCCAAGAGUAAAGAUGCAUACAACGUUGCAGGUGGAAUAAUCGAACAAUGUGUAUCAUCAAUCCGAACUGUUUACUCCUACGUAGGCGAAUCCCAGACACUCGAAAGAUUCAGCAGUGCUCUUGAAGAAAGCACGAAGCUUGGUAUAAAGCAAGGCUUCGCCAAGGGGCUUAUGAUAGGAAGCAUGGGGACAGUCUUUGCAACUUGGGCAUUUGAAUCUUGGGCUGGGAGCGUUCUUGUAGUCGAAAGAGGCGAAAGUGGCGGCCGCGUUUUCAUAGCAGCUGUCUGUGUCGUCCUUGGAGGAUUGUCAUGUAUGAGUGUGCUUCCUAAUCUCUCAUUCAUUGUGGAGGCUUCAGCAGCUGCUACGCGAAUCUUUGAGAUGAUCGACCUUGUUCCUGCAAUAGACUCUCAAGAUGAUAGAGGGAAAGUUUUAGCCUAUGUACAUGGAGAAAUCGAGUUCAAGGAGGUAUAUUUUAGCUAUCCAUCAAGGAUGGACACACCAAUUCUUCAAGGAUUCAAUCUGAAAGUGAAACCCGGGAACACCGUUGGCCUCGUGGGAGGAAGCGGUUCUGGAAAAUCCACUGUCAUCUCUUUGCUCGAAAGGUUUUAUGAUCCCGUCAAAGGAGACAUACUACUCGACGGAUACAGAAUCAAGAAACUGAAGCUCAAAUGGCUAAGAUCACAAAUGGGGCUUGUCAAUCAAGAGCCGAUUCUCUUCGCCACAUCCAUCAAGGAGAACAUCUUGUUUGGAAAGGAGGAUGCUUCGAUGGAACAGAUUCUAGAAGCUGCCAAGGCCGCCAACGCGCACGACUUCAUCAUCAAGCUACCAGGAGGAUAUGAAGCUCAGGUGGGGCAGUUUGGAUUCCAACUAUCAGGUGGUCAGAAGCAGAGAAUUGCGAUAGCAAGGGCGUUGCUCAAGGAGCCAAGGAUUCUGUUGCUCGAUGAAGCUACGAGCGCUCUCGAUACGCAGUCAGAGAGAGUUGUGCAGGAUGCAAUCGACCAGGCUUCGCGAGGAAGAACCACCAUUGUCAUAGCUCAUCGCCUCAGCACGGUGCGUGCUUCUAAUUCGAUCAUGGUGAUGGAGUCGGGGAGGGUCGUGGAAUCCGGUUCACACGACAGACUGAUGCAGAAAACUAACGGAGCAUACUCUAAGAUGGUAAGAAUGCAGCAAUCAGCACCACAACAUGAGGCUCCAUCUCGUCCCGAGGGAAGAAACUACAAGAAUCCAACAUAUACGAGCAAUCCGAGGUCGCCUUACAGUGUCGUCUCAAGCCACGGGUCGCCCUUCAGCCCAGCUUUAUCCAUGAGCUUGGUGCCGUCGAUCAACAUGAUCUCAUACAACGGCAGUGAUGAUGAGACGGUAGAUGUUGCUGCUACCUCCACUCCGAGGCUGUCACAAUGGCGGCUGAUCCGGAUGAACGCGCCGGAGUGGAAGAGAGCCUUGCUAGGGUGUGUCGGAGCUUGCACCUUCGGAGCAGUGCAGCCGCUAAACGCCUACUGCUUGGGGUCAGUUGUCUCCGUAUUCUUCAACAACGACAGAUCAAAGAUAAAAUCAGAAGCCUCAUUUUACUGCAUCAUCUUCAUGAGCAUAGCUGUGGUGAGCUUCUUCGCCAAUCUGCUGCAACACUACAAUUUUGCGGUUAUGGGAGAGAGGCUAACCAAGAGGAUUAGAGAAAAGGUUCUCGAAAGUAUACUGACCUUGGAGAUAGGGUGGUUUGAUCUGGACGAGAACACGAGCGCUGCAAUCUGUGCCAGGCUGGCGACAGAGGCCAAUGUGGUGCGAUGCCUAGUAGGAGACCGGGCGUCGUUGCUGGUUCAGGUCUUCACAAGUGCCUCCGUCGCUUUCAUUCUGGCACUGGUUUUGACAUGGAGGGUCUCCAUCGUGGUGAUAUCCAUACAACCUUUGAUCAUUGCCAGCUUCUACUCCAAAAGCAUUAUGAUGAAACGGAUGUCCGUGAUGGCCCAAAAGGCACAGAACGAAGGAAGCCAACUAGCAAGUGAAGCAGUGGUGAACCACAGGACUGUCACCGCGUUCUCUUCUCAGACGAAGAUCCUCAGCCUCUUUGCAGCGACGUUGAAAAGGCCACACAAAGAGAGCAUAAAGCAGUCGUGGCUUUCGGGAAUAGGCUUGUUCAUUUCUCAGUUUCUAACCACAGCUGCUAUAGCUUUGACGUUUUGGUACGGAGGGCGGCUCAUGAACAAGGGACAGGUGAGCUCGAAGCAUCUGUUUCAAGUUUUCUUCAUCUUGAUGAGCACCGGCAAGAGCAUUGCAGACGCUGGAAGCAUGUCAUCUGAUUUGGCUAGAGGCAGCAACGCUGUCAAAUCUGUUUUCUCGAUUUUGGAUAGGAAAAGUGAGAUAAAGCCAGACGACCCUGAUGGUUUCAAGGCGAAGAAAGGCUUAAAAGGGCAUAUUGAACUAAAUCGUGUCUACUUUUCCUAUCCGUCUAGACCGGAGCAGAUGAUAUUCCAGGGCCUAACUCUCAAGAUUGAUGCUGGAAAAACAAUGGCUAUAGUCGGACAAAGUGGUUCAGGCAAAUCAACCAUCAUCGGGUUGAUAGAAAGGUUCUACGAUCCAAUAAAAGGAACACUUCUUAUAGACGACAAAGAUGUCAAGAGCUACAACUUGAGAAACCUAAGAUCUCACAUUGCACUAGUGAGUCAGGAGCCAACACUCUUUGCAGGAACGAUACAUGAAAACAUAGUAUAUGGAAACAAUGAUGCAACAGAAUCUGAAAUCAGGAAAGCUGCAAUGACUGCUAAUGCUCAUGAAUUCAUAAGUUCACUGAAAAAUGGAUACCAAACUUACUGUGGAGAAAGAGGAGCUCAGCUCUCAGGAGGACAGAAGCAGCGGAUUGCCCUUGCUCGUGCAAUUCUCAAGAAUCCAUCAAUACUUCUCCUGGACGAGGCAACAAGCGCCCUGGACAGCGUGUCGGAGAACCUAGUCCAAGAAGCGCUGGAGAGAAUGAUGGUUGGCAGGACCUGCGUGGUUGUGGCUCACCGCCUAUCAACUAUACAGAAGGCGGAUUGCAUCGCGGUGAUCAUGAAUGGCAAGGUUGUGGAGAAAGGAUCGCAUACUCAACUUCUAGAAUACGGGCCACAGGGUUCCUAUUAUUCACUCAUCAAGUUACAACAUGGACAUUAUACAUAGGAACAUAACUCAUGUAAUAUUACAGCACAAAUACAAUA
Salvia miltiorrhiza (redroot sage) is the source of this 3940-nucleotide messenger RNA. RefSeq names its product ABC transporter B family member 15-like. The record is from RefSeq and is a predicted model, not a curated record. Gene Ontology annotation, cellular component: membrane. Gene Ontology annotation, molecular function: ATP binding; ATP hydrolysis activity; ABC-type transporter activity. The transcript has 7 exons. Gene Ontology annotation, biological process: transmembrane transport. Lineage: Eukaryota; Viridiplantae; Streptophyta; Magnoliopsida; Lamiales; Lamiaceae. The coding region runs from base 180 to 3902 and encodes 1240 amino acids.